Molecule: messenger RNA, 708 nt
Organism: Melospiza melodia melodia
Lineage: Eukaryota; Metazoa; Chordata; Aves; Passeriformes; Passerellidae
Gene: SYCN
Product: syncollin
Biological process (GO): exocytosis
Cellular component (GO): secretory granule membrane
Source: RefSeq, a predicted model, not a curated record
AUGUGGGCGGGUCAGGACUAUGCUAAUGGAGCAACAAUCCCCGCCCCCCCUGCGGUUGCCAUGGUGACCGUCGCGGGAGCUCGGCGGGACCACGACGGCGUCAUGAAUAUGCAAAUAAGGGGCGGGGGCCCACCGGUGGGGAUGGGGGGAGCUGCAGACCGUGGGACCCCCCCCCCAACACACCUGUGUCCCCUCCUGGGGACCCCCCCCCACACCUGUGUGCCUUCCCAGGUGCCAUCGGAGGUGACGGUGACAGCAGAAGGUGACAGCAGGCGGCGACACCAGGUGCCAUCGGAGGUGACGGCGAUGCUGGCGCCGCUGCUGGCGCUGCUGCUGGCGCUGCUGGGCUCCCGGGGGGUGGUCGCGCAGUGCCCCCGCGCCGCCGACCUGCGCCCCGCGAACGGGACCCGGCUCUGCGCGCUGCUCUACGCCGACAACAGCCCCUACUACGAGCAGUGCUGCGCCGGGGACGCGCUCCAGGUGCUCCCCAACGCCGACCUGCCCUACCUGCCCACGGGCUGGGCCGGCCGCGCCUCCUCGCUCGUGGUGGGCACCCGCUGCGAGCUCACCGUGUGGUCCCGCCGCGCCAAGGGCGGCAAAACGCGGCGCUUCUCGGCGGGAGCGGUGCCGCGGCUGCAGGAGGUGAAACGGGGGCUCUUCGGGAACUGGAACGACGCCAUCCGGGCCCUGUACUGCACCUGCAAGUGA